Molecule: messenger RNA, 3800 nt
Organism: Castor canadensis (American beaver)
Lineage: Eukaryota; Metazoa; Chordata; Mammalia; Rodentia; Castoridae
Gene: Calcrl
Product: calcitonin receptor like receptor
Biological process (GO): adenylate cyclase-activating G protein-coupled receptor signaling pathway; angiogenesis; cell surface receptor signaling pathway
Cellular component (GO): plasma membrane
Molecular function (GO): adrenomedullin receptor activity; calcitonin gene-related peptide receptor activity; calcitonin receptor activity
Source: RefSeq, a predicted model, not a curated record
AGUGUCACCUCCUGCCUUAGGACCUUUAAGCUCUGCUAAGUGGAGUUCACUCUGCCUGCAGGAUCACAUUGCAAGGCUUUGCCUCUUCCCCACCUUGCCUGGGGGGAUAAAUCUUCCUGCGGAAUCUCAGAAAAUCAAAUUUCAUCCUGGGCUUAUUUCACCAAGGAUUUCCUUAGGAACUGUACAGGGGCCCUACGAUGUUACACCAACCACUUGUGCUGCCACCUGUCAAAACUUUGGACGGCCCUACUUUCAGGUCAUGACCUCUGGAAUUAAGAAAUUCUUCAAGACGAUGUUGAAUAUCAUCCAAGAGAAAAUGUGAUUUGAGUCUGGAGACAAUUGUGCAUAUCGAUCUAGUAAUAAAAGUCCAAGAUAGCUAAUAGAAGAGAAAACAAUAUUUGGAAGGUUGCUACAAUUAACAAGAAAAACAGCUCUUAGCUUGACUUAUACAGCACAUUUCAUUUGGGCUCUAAUGAUGGAGAAAAAGAGAAUACUGUAUUUUCUGUUUCUCUUUCCUUUUUUGAUGACUCUCGUCACAGCAGAAUCAGAAGGUGACCCUGAUGACUUAAUUCAGUUGGGGGUUACUAGAAAUAAAAUCAUGACAGCUCAAUAUGAAUGUUACCAAAAAAUUAUGCAAGACCCCAUUCAACAAACAGAAGGAAUUUACUGCAACAGGACCUGGGAUGGAUGGCUGUGCUGGAAUGAUGUUGCAGCAGGAACUGAAUCAAUGCAACACUGCCCUGAUUACUUUCAGGACUUUGAUCCUUCAGAAAAAGUUACAAAGAUCUGUGACCAAGAUGGAAACUGGUUCCGACAUCCAGCAAGCAACAGAACAUGGACAAAUUAUACCCAGUGUACUUUUAACAUGCACAAGAAAGUGCAAACUGCAUUGAAUCUGUUUUACCUGACGAUAAUUGGACAUGGAUUAUCAAUUGCAUCACUGCUCAUUUCACUUGGCAUCUUCUUCUAUUUCAAGAGCCUAAGUUGCCAAAGGAUUACCUUGCACAAAAAUCUGUUCUUCUCUUUUGUUUGUAAUUCUGUUGUAACAAUUGUUCACCUUACUGCAGUGGCCAACAACCAGGCCUUAGUAGCUACAAACCCUGUUAGUUGUAAAGUGUCUCAGUUCAUUCAUCUUUACCUGAUGGGCUGUAAUUACUUCUGGAUGCUCUGUGAAGGGAUUUACCUGCACACGCUCAUUGUGGUGGCUGUGUUUGCAGAAAAGCAACACUUGAUGUGGUAUUAUUUUCUCGGUUGGGGAUUUCCAUUGCUUCCUGCCUGUAUACAUGCCAUUGCCAGAAGUUUAUAUUACAAUGACAACUGCUGGAUCAGUUCUGAUACCCAUCUCCUCUACAUUAUCCAUGGUCCAAUUUGUGCUGCUUUACUGGUGAAUCUGUUUUUCCUGUUAAAUAUUGUACGUGUUCUCAUUACCAAGUUAAGAGUUACACACCAGGCGGAAUCCAGCCUCUACAUGAAAGCUGUGAGAGCUACACUUAUCCUUGUGCCAUUGCUUGGCAUUGAGUUUGUCCUUAUUCCAUGGCGACCUGAAGGAAGGAUUGCAGAGGAGGUAUACGACUAUAUCAUGCAUAUCCUUAUGCACUAUCAGGGUCUUUUGGUUUCUACAAUUUUCUGCUUUUUUAAUGGAGAGGUUCAAGCAAUUCUGAGAAGAAACUGGAAUCAGUAUAGGAUCCAAUUUGGAAACAGCUUUUCCCAUUCAGAUGCUCUCCGCAGUGCAUCUUACACAGUGUCCACCAUCAGUGAUGUCCCAGGAUACAGCCAUGACUGUCCUAAUGAACACCUAAAUGGAAAAAGCAUCCACGAUAUGGAAAAUAUUGCCUUAAAACCAGAAAAGCUAUAUGAUUUAGCCAUAUGAAAAAUAGAGGGACCAUUGCCCAUUUUGUGCCAUCCUAACUCAGUGACUUGGAUGCAUGAUUUUACAGCUAGAUAACUUCAAUAUUAAAUGAAUUUCUCAAAUGCCAUAAAGAAAGCUCCCAAAUUAAAUAAUAAGUCUAUUGAUAAAUGUAUAACAACAAUCUCUAUGUGGGGAAAUGCUCUGAUUUAUAAUGUUUACCAGUAAAUAUUCCCACUAUCACUGAUACAAUACUAUCCUGACAUCACUGAAAUUGGGGGUGGGGAGAUAAGCACCAUGGGCUCUUGUAAGCUGACCACACCACUGAAUGAACGCACCAAUGAAUGACUGUGAAAGUUCAGAUACCACUGACUCUACUCUUGUCACCUUAGGAGACCUAGCAUAGUCUUAUAGACAUGGAAGGAAAAUUUCCUUUUUAUUGGCUGUAAAAAUCUUUAUUCCAUUUUCUUCAGUGCAAUUGCUUUUUAUUUGCCCAGAAACACUCUACACAUUUUUGUAAUAACUUAUUAAAUGAAGCAGACAAAGAGUUAAUUUUGCUAUGGGCUACUCAUGCUGAUAUAUACAUCACAAUUAUAUCCUGUAUCAUACCCAUUUUUGAGGUUGGUAAACAGGAUAUAUGAUAUGAUAUGCAAUAUCAUAUGAUAUGCAAUCCUACUUCUGCGUCAUUCAGGAGACAUCUUGGUUGAUGGCAGAAAACACCUUCCCAGCUACUUCCCUGUCUUCCUAGCAAGUGGGAGGGAAUCAGUCUCCCUAUAUCUGUAAAUAAACACUUUUUCCCUUCCAUUUCUACUGUGUAGACAAGUUAGCAGUCAUUUUACAUGAAGGAAAUCAAUGAAGGAUUUCUUAUUACCUUGGAAGCUUGUAAAAAAAUAAGAUUGUUGUGAAAAAUGAGCUUGUAAAUCAUUAUUUUAUUUAUAGUUUCAAAUCAAAUACAUAAAAUGUAGGUAGUUGUUUCAAAGCAGAUACAAAAUACAAUAUAAGCACAUUAAUAUCUGGUAUUGCAUCUGGGCUGAUUUUAUAAUAAAAUAGAAUCUGGAAUUCUAUACUUGGUAAAUAUUUUAUGGACAACCAGAUACCAGCAUCACAAGUUUGUUUGAAAUGAAAAAACCAGAAACAUCUGUGAUAAGAUAUAAAAUAUUUAUUUAAAAAACACAAGACUAUUUUAUUGGCAUAUUGGCUUUGGAGAUUCAUUCCUUAAUAAUUGGUAUGCUUGACAUAUUCCUUCUUCAAUUUCAUUCAAAUGCAGAAAUUUUAAACAACUAUUGUAAUAAAUGCCAUUCUGCUACUCUUGUAAAUUUUACUACAAUAAAGAAUUACUUUACUGACUUUUACUAUGUGAUAAUAGAUGGCUGUGGAAAGCCUCAGAUUAUUAAAGAAACAAAACCAGAGCAAUAAAUAAUAUGAUAUACAAUGUUUCAAUAUUUUUAAUAGACUACUGUAUAUGAUGACAGAAAGUAGUGAAAGACUUGAUUAUAUCGUUGAAGAAUUGUCAGACAUUUAUGGAAUAAUUACAUUAAGAUGGAAGAGAAGUUUCUUAAUGAAUUAAAUUGACAUCUCAAUGGAAUUCAGCUUUUCUCAUGUUAUUUUCCAGUGGAAUCUCUGAAUAGCAAGAAUAACCAGGUACAUAAGGUCAAUUUGGGGAGUAAUCAUUAUACGUAUGUGGUCUUUGAAGUAUAUCAGUCAACUUAAGAUGGAUCAAAGUAAUGAUUUAGUAAACAUAAAUUGUUUCCUAAUCCAUAUUAGAUAGUGAGUUAAGAAAUUAUUUGAAAUGGUCAAGAAAAACUAUCUAAAUUAGUAAGAAUUGACAUAUUAAAUGGCCUGAUAAAUACAUUUAUAAUUUAUCUGUACUUGUAAAGGUAUCAUUAAGUUAGUUUCAAAUUUAUAAAUUUCAUAGCAAUCUCAUAAGAAGGAACACAGGCUGUUCUGAAAUUUC